Molecule: messenger RNA, 185 nt
Organism: Funneliformis geosporum
Lineage: Eukaryota; Fungi; Glomeromycota; Glomeromycetes; Glomerales; Glomeraceae
Source: the annotation of a GenBank genome assembly
UUAUAGCCGAAACAUUUGAGCGAUAUAAAUCUAUGAAGGUAGGUCAACUUAAAGCAUGCAGUUCACGAAUAGUAGCUUGGCCAGUCUUACAAAAAAUUUGGGAGACAGAACUUCUUCCUAUUCAUGAAUUUUAUAGUACUCUUAAAGGUAAGAUCUCACAAGAUGAUUACAAACAUGCCCAGAAA